UUAAACCAGCCAAACAUCAUACACAUCCACAAACAUCAGAUAUAAUAAUAAAACACUGAUAGGGAACAUUUACUGCACCAUGAGUACUUUCACUUACUUGAAGUACCUUCUGCUGAUUACGCCUGCAUAUUUUGCUUUGAAUGCAAGACUUUUACUUGUAGUGGAGUAUUUAGGCAGUGUGGUAUCAGUACUUUUACUUGGGUGAAUGACCUGAACACUUCUAUUCCCGGUUGUGUCAGAAAGCUAUUUGUUUUAUAUCUGCUCAGGUUUGUCAUCUCAACUGUGAACACUUUUAAAAUUAAAUAACAAAUGUAGAAUUUUGUGCUACCAUACAGCUACUGUGGAUACAUUAAAGUUUUAUCAGCCAUUUUUUCCACUACAGCGACUGAUGUAAUGCCAUAUUUUUAUAGUAUGUUCAGAUUUAUGGCUGAAUUAACACAAAAAUUGAGUCUAUACACAUCUACACAUUUGUGUGUUUACCAUAUACAGUGACCUGGUUUUAAUGCAUUUCAGUGUCAGAUAGCUAAAUGACAAGCUGAUGAAUCAAUGUCAGUCUUAGUAAAAGGUCAACAGGACCGAGUUCAUAAUGUUUCUUCUGGAAUCAGACUGGAAUCAUCUCAGUCUGAGGACAGGAACGAAAUUAAACAAACACCUCCAUAUCUUUAUUCUACCUGUUUUACAGUAUGAUCACAGCUGUUUUGUUGGUCCUUAAUUCAUCUUUUGAUAUUUUUAUAUCUAUUUUUUAGGUUCUAAGUGCUGCUACUGUCUUGGCCAGGAAAAGAUUUUAAUCUAAGUGAGGCUCUUUCCAGGUUAAAUAAACAUUAUUAUUUUUACUUGCUUCAGGAUGAACAAUCCGGACCAGAAAAAAUCUGUCUAUCUCAGUCUUUUGUUUCUAAUAAUAAAAAAAAAAACUACAAAUGCUGCUGGCAACGUCUUUAUUAGAGUAGCAUAAAGUUGUUCAUUUGUGUUUAAACAGGUUUAAUACAACUUGAAAUGGGGUAAAACAUGUUGUGAUUUUCAGUCUUUUACAGCCCUUUGCUCUGAGUGAGAGCCUGAUGGUACGGCGCAAACAUGGCCCUCCACAUCUGUUUGAGCAGCUGAAGAAGUUUGGAAAUCCACAUGAAUGAAGACGGGAGAGCUGCGGGGAAAGUACAGGAAGAUUUCCAGUUGAAUGUUUUAUACUUCAAUGAGCUUUGUGAUGAAACUGAGCUACAAAGAACAUUUAAUCCAACCUGGAUCCAAGCGAAGACAGAGCAUGUAGAGAAGGACAGCAGCCAGAAAGACUCUCCGCAGAGAGAAUGAGCCAGAGCUGGUCAGCAGCAGCUUUCUGUAGAAAAACUUGAGCAUGGCUUCGAGUCGAUGGAUUACAGCUCCUGUAGAACACAAACACAAUCAGAAAGACUGUCCACAUUCAUUAUUUGUACUUAUAUGACUUAGAAUAAAUGCUGCACUGAAAUGUGAGACCUUCAGUUGAGACAGGAUGUGCAGCAGUCUCAGAGUCUGGAUUGAUCCUGGGAUUUGGAUGUGAUUCCAGCUCUUUUUCUUCCACAACAUCCAGUGCCGUCUGCCUCUGGUCCUCUGUGAACGCAGAGCUCCCCACCUCGCCGCCAAUCAGCUCCAGAGCCUCAUCUUUGUGUCCGAGAGGGACGAGGACGUGCAGUAGGUAGAGCUCUGCCACCGUCCCGAAGCCUGUUGCUCUGCUGUUGGACGGGCAGUGUAACCAAACUCUGGCUGCCUCCUGCAUCACUGCUGGCUCUCCCACCUUGGAGUAAAGAAGUAUGCUGCCAAAAUGAGAGAGAAAAUACAUUCAACACGCAUUCUAGAGCUAAAAAAAUGACUUGAUAAAUCGAUGAGUCACUGAAUAAUAAUAAGAAGAAGAAUAAUAAGAAUAAUAAGAAUAAUUGUUAGUUGCAGCAGGUAAUUCAUUUUCUGCUGAUCAAAGAAUGAAUAAGGCUUCAGCUCUGCUCACCACAUCUGCAUUAUUUUGGCUGGUAUUUUCUCCUGGUGCUCAUACUGCUGAAGGACCCAGGAGAGGACACCAUGCCACUGAUUCAGCUCAGCCAACGCUUGAAUCCCUAAGAUGCAGAAAGCUGCCUUAAACUCGCCACAUCUGCGAAGACAAAACCCAGAAACACACGGUGACGUUACACAUUCAGGCUUCAGGGAUCAUUUUAAGCAAGAAAAGCUGCUUUCACCUGCUGUCCUCUUGGUCCAUGUUGGCGAGGCUCUCCAGGCCUCUGUCGCAUGUGUCAAAGGCUACCUGGAAAUCUCUGUGGACCAUAAGCUGCUCUGCAGCAGAGUCCAGGAUGCUGAACAUCUGUGUUAAAGAAGAAGUGAGAGAAGGGCUGCAAACUGAGCCGAAGCUACGAGCAGGAACCAAGCUGGUUGAACAGCUGCUCAUCUUAUCUGUCAAAUUUAAGACCAAUACAACAAAAAACACAAACUAUUAACAACGCUACGAGAUAUUCCGUUGCUUUCAGGGGCUUAGUUUAUCCCCAGAUGUCAAAUAAACCUGUUAAGAGGCUCGAGUUACAUCUUGUUUACCAUCCAUGAUGCCUUCAACUUCCUGGUUUGAAAUCGUUAGCCAAUCAUACGCUACCGUCUUCAGAUUGCCUGAAGUAGCCAAUCAUGUUUCUCUUUCUUCGACAACACGUCACCACUUUUUUCCUCUAGCUUGUAAACACGUGCACGGAGUAGAGCGUGCGUUCCUGUCUGUGUAAGGAGACAAUUUAAGCAGCUAAACUAGUUUUCAAUCGCCCUUAAAAUGGCAAAAAGCCUCCGCAGCAAAUGGAAGAGGAAGAUGCGUGCAGAGAAGAGGAAGAAAAAUGCUCCCAAAGAGCUGGCCCGUCUGAAACAAGCUCUCAGUCUGGAUAAGAAAGGAGAAGCUGUCAUGACCGACAUGCAGGAGAUCGCCACUGUGGUGCCAGCAGAAAAGGUCAAGAAGCAGGCGGACGUGGAGAUGGGAGAGGUGGAGGGUGACGAUGGGAAGAUGGAGCUGGACAGCAAGCGCAGCAAGAAAACUCUGUUGGAUGAAAAUGGUCAGUACCCCGCGUGGAUGAGUCAGCGACAGGCCAAGAAACUGAAAGGCAAACGGACGACAAAGAAAACUUACCAAGGAAAGGGAAAGAAGAAGGGUAUCGCCUGGUGAGCCAGAGGAAAGACGUUUCUUUGCCUUAAAGACUUUUGACGUGGAAACACAGGAUCGUUUCAUGUAUUCUUUCAUACACGAUCCCUGUGGGAGUUCUGCUAUUGAAUCUCAUUCUGUUCAGUGGAUUACACGACUCAGGUGGUGCCACAGAGCUUGUUAUUGGAAAGUAAUUCACUGCAGGAAAAUGUUUGUUCUUAUGGAACAGCAGCUUCAUUCCCAUGUUAAGACAAGGUUAAAGACAGUAAGGCUUGUGCAAAACAUGUUUGCCUUUGGCUUGUCGUAGUACAUCACAGUAAUGCAGGUUAUUGUCAUAUUCUCUAUAAUUUAAAUCUUUUCAUACUUGGAUUUAAAAAAAUGCUUACAAUACUUUUUUGUCUUAUACCACUUGAGACUGGGCGAUAUGGUUAAAGUCAAUAUUACAGAGACACCAAUCAGGUUUGAGUCAUUUGUUGCACGUCAUUCACCAUUUUUCUCCCCUUAUUUCAUGUUAUCGCCACUGUCAGUAUCUCUACAUUAACUGUAAUAUCUGACUGGUGUUGCUGCUGCAUAUACCAUGAUGUAAGAAGAUGUAUGAAAAAUCAUGAGUGGACUGUGUUGUAUAUAAAACUCUCACUUGUAAAACAGUAACUUCAUGAAUUGAUUUUUUUCUCCAUUUUUAAUCACACUUUGCUUCAAAUCCUUAAUUUGGUGAGCAGAAUAUGAUCCUGUGAUCACAUUGUGAUAUAAUUCCAGUGAAAGGUGAUCAACAGUAAUAGCUCUAAUGUUACUGUGAGAUUACACUGAUUUGAAAUGGACAAAUUAAAUUUACAAAAAAGCUGGCGUGUAG
Chelmon rostratus (copperband butterflyfish) is the source of this 3974-nucleotide messenger RNA. It is a transcript of the gene llph, whose product is annotated as LLP homolog, long-term synaptic facilitation factor. Gene Ontology annotation, cellular component: nucleolus. Gene Ontology annotation, molecular function: RNA binding. Gene Ontology annotation, biological process: dendrite extension. NCBI's taxonomy places the organism in Eukaryota, Metazoa, Chordata, Actinopteri, Chaetodontiformes, Chaetodontidae. Bases 2765 to 3148 code for a protein of 127 amino acids. The record is from RefSeq and is a predicted model, not a curated record. The transcript is spliced from 3 exons.